GCCCAGCCAUGGCGCGGCCCGGGCCCGGGGAGGUGCACAUGAGCCAGACCAUCCAGCCGGCGCAUGCCAGCUCUCGCGGCGAGCUCAGCGCGGGCCAGCUGCUUAAGUGGAUCGACACCACCGCCUGCCUGGCGGCUGAGAAACAUGCUGGGGUUUCCUGUGUUACAGCCUCAGUGGAUGACAUACAGUUUGAGAAGACGGCUAGAGUUGGACAAGUUAUAACCAUCAAAGCAAAAGUUACUAGAGCAUUCAACACAAGCAUGGAGAUCAGCAUCAAGGUCACAGUUCAGGACAUGCUCACUGGUGUGGAGGAACUUGUCAGUGUGGCUUUCUCUACGUUUGUAGCCAAACCAGUUGGAAAUAAAAAGAUUCAUUUAAAACCAGUCACACCUCUAACUGAACAAGACCAUGUAGAAUAUAAUCUGGCUUCUGAGAGAAGGAAAGUUCGAUUACAACAUGAAGAUACCUUUAAAAACCUGAUGAAGGAAAGUAGCAAGCUUGAUGAUCUCAUUUUCGAUGAAGAGGAAGGAACAGUUUCCACCAUGGACACCUCUGUUCAGAGCAUUGAACUUGUCCUCCCCCCGCAUGCAAACCAUCAUGGAGAUACAUUUGGUGGCCAGAUUAUGGCUUGGAUGGAGACGGUGGCUACUAUUUCUGCAAGCCGCCUCUGUCGAGCGCAUCCGCUGCUGAAGUCCGUGGACAUGUUUAAGUUCCGAGGGCCAUCUACCGUCGGAGACCGUCUUGUCUUCAACGCCACUGUCAACAACACAUUCGAGACCUGUGUCGAAGUGGGAGUGCGUGUGGAGGCCUUUGACUGCCAGGAGUGGUCCGCGGGCCCCGGCCGCCAUAUCAAUAGUGCUUUUCUCAUUUAUAAUGCUGUGGAUGAUAAGGAAGAACUAGUCACAUUUCCCAGAAUCAAACCCGUGUCAAAGGAUGAUUUCAGACGGUAUCAUGGUGCUCUUGCACGCAAGAGAAUUCGCCUAGGCAGGAAAUACGUUAUUUCCCACAAAGAAGAGGUUCCACUUUGUGUACACUGGGAUGUUAGCAACCAGGAAUCUCUGAGUAAUGGCAAUGUGGAGGCUUUCAAAAAACUGGCGGCCAAAAGUGGCUGGAAGGUGACCAGUGCUCUGGAGAAGAUAAAAAUAUAUACUUUGGAAGAACAUGACAUUGUAUCUGUUUGGGUUGAAAAGCAUAUGGAAAAACCAGCACACUUGGCUUAUCAUCUCUUGUCGGACUUUACCAAGCGACCUUUGUGGGACCCCCAUUAUGUUCCCCCCACUCUCCCUCCUUCCCUGGAAUACGGAGCCGGAGCCGUGCACCUUGUCAAUGCACUGACAGGGAGUGACCACACUCAGGCCGCACCACCUUCUCCAAGGAGUUCCAGCUCCUGGGCGCAAUCAGCACUUCUAGGACACCUUGCUGAAAGAAAAGGAUUGGCAAGGUCCUGUGAAGUCAUAGACUGCGUGAGUGAAGAUGAUCAGAUAUGUUAUAUCACUUGUCCUACAGUGAAUGGUGACAAACCCAAAGACUUGGUUGUACUUGUAUCACGAAGGAGGCCUCUUAAGGACAGUAACACUUACACGGUGGCAGUGAAGUCGGUCAUCCUGCCAUCUGUCCCACCUUCUCCGCAGUAUGUCAGAAGUGAAAUCAUAUGUGCCGGAUUUCUCAUCCAUGCUAUUGACAGCAGUUCAUGCAUUGUGUCUUAUUUUAACCAGCUUUCGGCUAGCAUCUUGCCUUACUUUGCUGGAAAUCUCGGUGGCUGGUCAAAAUCCAUUGAAGAAACAGCAGUUUCCUGUAUACGAUUCAUAGAGAAUGCUACUAAUGAUGGGUCAAUAAGCAUAUUUUAAGUUGUAAACUGCAUAUUUUAAGUGGUAGACUUUCAAUUACCUCUAAUCAAUUCCCCACUUUUAAUUCCAAGCAUCCUUAUCCCUGACAUUUGGCAAGCUUUGGGCCAUUAAGUAAUUUAAUAUUGGCCUAAGCCAAAUGUAGGUAGGAAGAGGUUAACAAAGUGCAUCUCAGGUCAAACACCAUUGAUUUGGAUGAGCAUUAAAAGAGCUUGAAGACUGUUUCAGGUUGUCCAUGGCUCUGCUCCCACCUUGGGGUAUAGGCAGUAGGAAACUGCCCACAUGUAAUCACAAUAGUGUAUAUUCUGUAAAAUGGUACACAUGUGGUUAAAAUGAUCAUAAACAUUUUUAGGCUACAGAGAUGAAAAGUGUUGUUUGAAACUUUAUAAAAUUUUAUAAAAUCAAAAAUGAUAAGUUGGCCUGUUGAUUAAUAGUGCGGGACUAUUCCACGUUCAGCAGGCAUUGGUAUGCCAGGGGCACCUGACAAGAUGUAUUACCUGUUUUAGAGCUUUAAAUUAGGGAGGCAUUAAAACAUAAUGGGAUCCAAUCAAUUCUAGUAAUAGGGACUACUUUACUAGUGUCAUUUAACAUAUAUUCAAAGUGGCUCACCAAUUUAGCAUCUGUUACUAUAUAUACACAUAAAAAGUACCUGCAAAAUAUGUUAUUGCAGAGAAAGAGAAUAUUAACUGAGCUCUUCUUUCAUAACCAUUACAUUAGCACUUUAUUCCCUAGAUUUCAGCAUUCAUUAUUCUUCUCUGUGAUUUGCCUUAACUCAAAAGAUGAACCAGCAUAUAAGUCAGCCUCCUCUACAGUAUAACUUUUAAAACUUGAAAGACCUCCACUUUAGAGUUUAAAGCUUUAAGAGUUUAGAUACAUCCUGCUGUUCAUUUGUCAAAUCUCUACCUCUACUCAGCAAAUCUUAUAGCUCGAUGUUAAAAAUAUGAUCAGUACCUGAGCCCUCCUAAUCAACUCCACCACUACAACGCUAAUCCAAACACCAGCUUCUCUCACUGGAUUAUAAACUUUCAGUUUC
Molecule: messenger RNA, 2877 nt
Organism: Pteronotus mesoamericanus
Lineage: Eukaryota; Metazoa; Chordata; Mammalia; Chiroptera; Mormoopidae
Gene: ACOT12
Product: acyl-CoA thioesterase 12
Exons: 16
Coding region: 9-1847 (612 amino acids)
Biological process (GO): acyl-CoA metabolic process
Cellular component (GO): extracellular exosome; cytosol
Molecular function (GO): acetyl-CoA hydrolase activity; lipid binding; fatty acyl-CoA hydrolase activity
Source: RefSeq, a predicted model, not a curated record